UUCUUAACAACCAAGAAACGUCGGGGAAAGGGGGAAAAAGAAAAGACUUCAAUGGUUUGGCCAGAAGAUUCCAAGGAAAAUCAAUUGAGGCACACAUAAUAAUUAAUAAGAUACCAAUUCUGUGCUCAAAGAAACCGAAAAAGGAAGGGAUAUAAAACCAAAAAGCAGUUACACUGUGCAACAGCACUCUCUCUCACCCCCCUUCCAGCGACGCCCCAGGGCCUUUGGCGAACGACUCCGUCGCGCUUCUGCUAUCAAUAACAAACUUUUAAUUAUAGCAAGGCAUUCGCAUUCUUAUCGCCAGAACCGGCAGAAUCAGCAGCAGUAGCAGCAGCUGGGUGUCGCACGGGCUUCCCCAACCUUGGGAGUGACGGGGACCCACAUUGAUUAAGGUUCUGUUCUGGGUACACCAUGUCAUCGGCCCAGACACAAACCAGCGUCGAGGAGGACAGUCUACUGAGCGGGCUGAACAAGCUGCGUCUCGAAGAGAAGCUCACAGAUGUCACACUCAUUGCAGAUGGAAUAAGCUACCAGGCCCAUCGCGUGGUACUGGCUGCCAGUAGCGAUUACUUUUGCGCCAUGUUCGCCGACAGUGCCAUGAUCGAGACGCGCAAGAAGAAGAUUGCCCUGCACGGCAUCACAGGGCGAGCCCUGGGCUCCAUCCUAGACUACAUAUACACCUCUCGCCUAGAGCUCAACAUAGACAAUAUCGAGGAGACACUGGCUGCCGCCAGCAUUGUCCAGGUGCGAGAUGUGAUUGAUCGCUGCACGUUUUUCCUGCAGCUCCGCAUUGGGCUGGACAAUUGUUUGGCUGUGGCUACCAUGGCGGAGAUCUAUGGCCAGGUGGGGCUAUCGGCGCGUGCCUUUCGCUACAUGUGCUGCCACUUUAAGGAGUUUUCGGCGGGGCCGGACUUCAAGGAGAUGAGCGUGGAUCAGAUGCGCUUUAUACUGAGCAGCAACUAUCCGAUUGAUGUCAGUGAGCAGGAGCUGGCGCGUUUGUUGUGCGCAUACUGCUUGGACCAGCGGCUGGAGAAUUCGGUUGCCUUUGACCUGUUGCGCCUCAUCAACUGGCCGCACAUCAACUACACGCAACUGCACGUGGUGGAGGCCAUGAACUGUUCGAUUGACGACAAAGUGCAGCGUCCACUGCCAGCCAAAUACUUUGAUCGCAUACGCGAAUUGUAUCUGUCGCGUUUCCUCAAGGGCGAGCUGGCUCUGGAGGAUCAGACGGUGAGGGAUUUGCCCACCAAUUUGCGUGGCAUGGAGCUGAGUCUCCUCAAGAUCGGUGGCUUCGAGUGGAAGGGUCUUACCAAUGAGAUUAUGUGCUUUUCCCUAUCCAAAAUGAAGUGGUAUGAACUUACAACCAUACCACAUAUUGACCAAUGUGAGUCGGUCUCUACCUUUGCAGGCAACUUUGGCACUGCCGUGCUCAACAACGAGCUGUUCAUUGUCGGCGGUGCGUAUGAUGUGUACCUGAAGGAGUAUAUCCAUCCAUUCGGUUUCCGCUAUUGCCCAUUGCGAAACUCCUGGGUGACCAUAGCACCCAUACAGUUGGACCGUUGCCGUUUCUCGCUGAAUGCCGUCGGCAAUCAGUAUCUGUAUGCGGUCGGUGGCAUUGUGGAGAACGAUGACACCACCGAGGAGGGCAUGCGCCGUGCCUCGAAUGUGGAACGCUACUCACUGGCCGAAAACAAGUGGACGUAUAUGCCCUGUCUUCAGGAGAAUCGAAGCCAGCAUGCCGGCGUUGUUGUGGGCGAUAAGCUGUACAUCUCUGGUGGCAUAUACAUGGCCGUCAUUUUGUCCAGCUUUUGGUGCUUUGACACAAAGGUCGAUACCUGGCUGGAGCUCGCAUCAAUGCCCACCGAAUGCUGUGAUCAUGUCCUGGUGGCCUGCGAUGACCUCAUCUAUGCCUGCGGCGGCUGGCACGAAAACCAAGCCGAGACGCGUGUGCUUGUGCAGCACAUAUAUGCGUACAGCAUCAAGACAAAUACCUGGCAGGUGGAGACUAGCAUACCAGCGCCAAAAUUCUACUCCGGCAUUACGAUGAUGGGCAGCACCAUCUUCUUUGUGGGCGGCCUCGACUCCACGGAGACCAUCGAUCGGGCCAGCUCGGCGACAAUGGCCUACAAUGUGGAUAGAAAGUGUUGGUGGCAUCGAAAGGAUUCGUGGGACACGCCCUCCGAUGUCUGGGAGUCAACAUGCGCCGCCCUCUAUGUACCCAUCUGUGAUUCCUAAAUGUACUCGUACUUUCUGUUUCGUUCUCCUAUUUUAUACACUCUACUACAGAAGACUACAGACUACCCACUCAAUGAGCGUACCUCUCAGCGCUUUCUUUCACGGCAAUCCUUGACAGAACCUUACACCUAAACGAAUUUAAAGAUUCUCAAAACAUACAUUAAUAGUAGCAUUAAUAUUUACAAAUAAAAAAACAUGUACUUAAAACUAGAAUAGUUAUACAAUUAUGUCUGCAAGAACGCGCAAACUGCAAUCUGUGGUAACGACGACAGCCUGUACAGACAAAUAAAUGUGCCAAGCA
This is a messenger RNA of Drosophila guanche, 2536 nucleotides long. Its product is annotated as kelch-like protein 9. The coding region runs from base 412 to 2235 and encodes 607 amino acids. NCBI's taxonomy places the organism in Eukaryota, Metazoa, Arthropoda, Insecta, Diptera, Drosophilidae. The record is from RefSeq and is a predicted model, not a curated record. The transcript has 4 exons. Gene Ontology annotation, molecular function: protein binding.